AUGGGAUUGGAGCCUAAGAUUGGCAAACUUGCCAGAUCGCUCACUGGCUUCAAUGGGGCCACGUCAAUCACUAUUGGAAUGAUUGACCUUGACGUCCACUCACCCCCAGUGGUCUACUCGCAAACCUUCAUGGUCAACGACGAGAUCUCCUCUUACAAUAGAAUUUUAGGCCCUACUGUGGAUCAGCAAGAUCGAGGCCAUCUCAUCUGCCUUACACCAGAAGAUUUGCUACCCCAUCCCUAG
Messenger RNA from Prunus armeniaca (apricot), 243 nucleotides. The record is from the annotation of a GenBank genome assembly. Lineage: Eukaryota; Viridiplantae; Streptophyta; Magnoliopsida; Rosales; Rosaceae.